Phaethon lepturus (White-tailed tropicbird) is the source of this 578-nucleotide messenger RNA. It is a transcript of the gene BNIP3, whose product is annotated as BCL2/adenovirus E1B 19kDa interacting protein 3. Gene Ontology annotation, biological process: positive regulation of apoptotic process; mitochondrial outer membrane permeabilization. Gene Ontology annotation, cellular component: nucleus; mitochondrial envelope; mitochondrial outer membrane. The transcript has 5 exons. The annotation marks the transcript as partial. The record is from RefSeq and is a predicted model, not a curated record. NCBI's taxonomy places the organism in Eukaryota, Metazoa, Chordata, Aves, Phaethontiformes, Phaethontidae.
GUUCCUGGGUAGAACUCCACUUCAGCAGUAAUGGAAAUGGCAGUGGAAACACUGCUGCUCUGACAAGCCAAGAACAAGUACCAGCCUCCAUUUCCAUUCACAAUGGUGACAUGGAGAAAAUACUCCUUGAUGCUCAACAUGAAUCUGGAAGAAGCAGUUCAAGAGAAAGUUCACAUUGCGACAGCCCUCCUCGUUCCCAGACACCUCAGGACAGUCACAGAGCGUUGGAAAUAGAGAGUCACAGCAGUGGAGAAAAGAAUAGCUUUCAGUCUGAAGAAGAUUUUCUGGAAAGGAGAAAAGAAGUAGAAAGGCUCCUGAAGAAGAAUGCAGACUGGAUAUGGGAUUGGUCCAGCAGGCCGGAGAACAUCCCACCAAAGGAAUUCCUUUUUAAACAUCCCAGGCGCACAGCUACUCUCAGCAUGAGAAACACCAGUGUAAUGAAGAAAGGGGGCAUAUUCUCAGCGGAAUUUCUGAAGGUUUUUCUUCCAUCUCUGCUUCUUUCUCAUUUGCUUGCCAUUGGACUAGGGAUCUACAUUGGAAGACGCCUUACAACCACAGCUUCAAGCAGUACUUUUUAA